Molecule: messenger RNA, 525 nt
Organism: Effrenium voratum
Lineage: Eukaryota; Dinophyceae; Suessiales; Symbiodiniaceae
Source: the annotation of a GenBank genome assembly
AUGGACAAGCCAUCGCUGACGCAGACGGAAUGCAACUUUGCGGCGCAAGAGCCCGUGCUGCCCUUCCUGCGCUUGCUGCGAGUGCUGCGACUGCUGAAGCUCUUUCAGAUCUGCCAACCCUUGCGGAUCAUCGGGCGAGGGGUGGUGAAGGCCUUUGCGGUGGUGGUGUUGGUGGGUAUGGUGGUGCUGGUGCUGAACUUCGGGCUGUCAGUCAUCCUGACAACGCUGGUUGGACAGAGGUCGAUGCUGUGGGCGGAUGAGACCACCGAAGACAUCGCCACGUGGUUCGGGUCCAUCGGGCGGUCCAUGCAGACCUUGUUCACCAUCCAGACGCUCGCGGGCUGGGACAACAUUGCCAACGUGCUCGGCACGGUGUAUCCCUCCACCGUGGUGGUCCCACUGAUAGUGCUCUACAUGAUGGUUUGCGUCUUCGCAGUGGUGGGCCUCAUUACCUCGGUCAUCAGCGACUCCUUCAUGGCCUCCCAGCAGCGCGAGCUGAAAAGCAGGGAGUUGUCCAAGGACUGA